AUGUUCAUUCGGAACUCAGAUAUUGUUGCUCAGAAUCAUGAGAUCGACCUGUCUUACUCGACGGCAAUGCGGCCAGAAGAUCAAGAGGUUCCGCACUCCAAUCUCCGCGGCGAGGACGAUGAGCUCAGCCUCAGUACCACCCCGAUGCAGCAACCACUGCGGGAAGAAGAUAUCUACGGCGCUUAUCCGCCGCGGAGGCAGGUGCAUCUGGAGCAACAAGUCUCGGUGCAAGAGCCAGAGGAAGAUUUCUUCGCCGGUGAAUCUCGGGACCAGACUUCUGCGACUCCAGUUGCCGUGGCCACUCCGUCCAAAAACAUCUCGCCGAGAGUUCCUGAUCUAGCCCCCAAGCCAGUCAAGUGUGUAUCUCCCAGGGAUGUGGAUGAGUAUACUCUCAAAAUAACCCAGUUUCCUCGGUCGAUCUCUCGGGAGGUGUCUGGCAUUCAGCACCAAGGCGCUCUAUUAGACGGUUACGAAAUGUCCAAGCGUGUUGCUAAAAAAGAAGAACCCACUGCUCCUAGUUCGAAUAGAUCGAAAUGGCUGACUGCGGGCUCAAAUCUGUCGGACCCCAUCGAAUUUUCUGAUUCAGAUGAGGAGACAGUCGAUACCGGUUCCGUACCGCUUGAUACAUCUCCUUCCGAUCUGGAAACCGCAGUCCCGGCACAACUUUCUCCUACCUUGGGCAAAAGACCUGCAGAUAAUGAGGUUGCGACUUCGUCCGGACCAAACAAGAGCCAAAUACAGCCGAAGACUCAACCACUCAUGCCAAAGAUUGCUCCCCAUGUUCGCAUAUACUUCUCGCGUGCCGAAGCUAUUCGCGAUCGCGGUGGCAAGCAAUUGACUCAGAAAGUUUCGAUCCACCUCUUUCUCAAACUAAGUUUGGGCCCCGGCGAUAUCUUUGACCCUGAAGACCAAAUCUGCUGGGUCAAGCAACAAUCUACGACGGAUGCACAUGCCAACUUUGGAAGUCAAAAUAUUGUGGUGUUCUUUGACAAGCUAGUCGAAUAUCUCAGUGCUCAGAUGCACCUUUCGGCCAGCAUGAUCGCCUCCUUUACAGCUGAUGUUAUUGCGAGCGGAUUGCUGACUCUGGAAUCAUGGAUUAUUCAUCCUACCGCCGAUAUGAUUAGUAAGGGCUGGGAGACGUGGAAGCCAAAGGCUUUGAAAGUUGCGAAAAUAAUCAAUGCAGACUCAGGUUACCUGAAUUCUUUGCAUGGUUUGAGCUGA
This is a messenger RNA of Drepanopeziza brunnea f. sp. 'multigermtubi' MB_m1, 1221 nucleotides long. RefSeq lists its product as uncharacterized. Lineage: Eukaryota; Fungi; Ascomycota; Leotiomycetes; Helotiales; Drepanopezizaceae. The record is from RefSeq and is a predicted model, not a curated record.